GAGCAAGCGAACAGUUCAUUCGUUUCAGUUGUACACUCAGCACAGUUUUACUUUAUGAGCAUUUAUAUACAAAACUUCAAUGUUAUUCGCGUGUCUUUUAAUAAUAGCAAUAAUUAUUGCAUCGACGGUAUGGAUAGUCCUAGGUAGAAAGAAAAAUGUUACCAUCUUUCCUGGGCCAAAACCAUUUCCUGUUAUCGGGAAUAUACUAGAAUUCAUCAAUCAAUCAGAUAUAUUACCAAAAUGUGUACGGUUUAUGACAGAAUUUGGGGAAAACUUUACUUUACACCUAGGACCAAUAGUGUUUUUUCAAAUUUCCGAUCCGAAUUUAGUUGAAAAAUUAAUGAACACGCAGGAGUUCCACGAGAAGGCGGAAUUGUACAACUUUCUGAAAAGUUGGCUCGGCACGGGACUAUUAACUAGCUUAGGCGAAAAAUGGCAACGACAUAGAAAAAUAAUCACACCGACUUUCCACUUUCAAAUACUUGAAAAGUUUUUGGUUACCUUCGAUCUCAAGUCAUCAAUACUAGUCGAAAAAUUGAAAAAACAUUCUGAUCAGAUCGAUUUUGAUAUUUCACCGUACAUCUAUAAUUGUACACUGGACAUUAUUUGUGAAACUGCGAUGGGAAUUUCGAUGAACAUUCAAGAAAACUCCACAUCUUCAUAUGUUCAAGCCGUUAAAGAUAUGAGCAAUAUAUUUUUGAAUAGAAUACUCUCGCCUUUGAAACAAAUCGACAUUUUAUAUAAAUAUACUAGCGAUUAUUUAUUGGAGAAAAAGUCCUUGCAUAUUCUUCACACAACAACUGAGAAAGUAAUCUACGAGCGAAAGGCAUUAAUAGAUGAACAGUUUGAUUCUUUAGAAGGAAAAAAAGUCGCAUUUCUAGAUAUGUUAUUUAAUAAAGGACUAAGCUUCGAUGAUAUUAGAAACGAAGUGGACACUUUCAUGUUUGAGGGACAUGACACCACAGGAGUGGCACUUUCUUUCAUUGUAUAUUGCCUUUCAAUAAAUCCUGAUAUUCAAGAUAAAGUUUUUGAAGAACAACAGCAGAUUUACGAAAAAGAUCCGAAUAUAGAUUUAACUUACAACAUAUUACAAAGUAUGAACUAUUUGGAGAAAGUAAUUAAAGAAACGUUGAGGCUAUAUCCAUCGGUUCCGUUGUUCGCAAGGAAAAUUACAAGAGAUUUUCAUUUUCAUGACUUUGUAAUGAAAGAAGGCACUACUGCUAGUAUAUUCGCUUUCGGGAUGCAUCGAAAUCCCAAAUAUUUCCCGGAUCCUGAAAAGUUUGAUCCCGAACGUUUUAGUCCUGAAAACUGCAGGACGCGAUCUCCAUACGUAUACAUACCUUUCAGCGCAGGAUCACGAAAUUGCAUAGGGCAGAAGUUUGCUAUGUUGGAAAUGAAGACGUCCAUUUCCAGAUUGGUCUGGAAUUAUAAAUUUUUACCUUGUCCAGGUUUUAAACCUGAUUUAGUACCGGCAGCCGUAUUGAAAUCCUUAAAUGGUAUCCGCGUGAAAUUGGUCAAUAGACAUUCAUCCCCACUUCGUAGCGCAGAAGGAAGCGGUUACGCCUAUACACCAAAGGCGGCAGGCCUGAGAGGCAACACAGACUCACAGAAGGCGAGGAAUAAGUGUCAUGCCGAGGAAUUUUAUGUGGUCUACGCAUUUUAUAGGCGAUCCUCUGAGAAACAGUACGGGGUUCCUAUGAGGCCUUCUGAGACGGCAAAAGUGCAUUCAAGAUGUCUUUGCCUCAGAGAAUCGAAAACCUUUCUCUCCAGCCUCCUCCUCAACGAUGGUAAUCGAUCGUCGACAUACAGGCAGCAAUCAAUCGAUGGACCCAGUGAUCCCACUAGAUCAUUGAUGGCUAUUGCUAAUAACGCAACGCUCAACGUCGUACCCUGCAGAAUACCAUUUUGCAGUGUCUGCAGCUCAGAGAAAGACGAUCCAACGCGGACCCUGAAGAAUCGCCAUGAUAGAAAUGAUUCUAUGAACGUGGAUAAAUUGACUCUGAAACCCACUCAAAACAACGACUAUAUGCUUCUUUGGCAGGAAAGCGUCCUGAGCUGCAUUCUCGAGACGAACCAGGUGGUCGACCGUCGAGUGCCCGCUCCUAAAUCCUGCCUGGUGAUGUUAUUUACGUAUCAUUUAAUAAUAGCAAUAAUUAUUGCAUCGACGGUAUGGAUACUCCUAGGUAGAAAGAAAAAUGGUACCGCCUUUCCUGGACCAAAACCAUUUCCUGUUAUCGGAAAUAUAUUGGAAUUAAUCAAUCGGUCAGAAAUAUUAUCAAAAACCGUACAGUUUAUGCUGGAAUUUGGGGACAACUAUACUGUACAUCUAGGACCGAUGGUUAUUACUCAAAUCUGCGAUCCAAAUUUAGUGGAGAAAAUAGUGAACGCACAAGAGUUUAACGAGAAGGCGCAUUUAUAUAACUUUCUGCGAAGCUGGUUGGGCACGGGACUGUUAACUAGCACAGGUGAGAAAUGGCAACGGCAUCGAAAAAUAAUUACACCAACAUUUCACUUCCAAAUGCUGGAAAAGUUUUUGGUGAUUUUCGAACUCAAGUCCUUAAUACUAAUCGAAAAAUUGAAAAAACAUUCUGAUCAGAUCGAUUUUGAUAUUUCACCGUAUAUCUAUAAUUGUACACUGGACAUUAUUUGUGAAACUGCAAUGGGUAUUUCGAUGGACAUUCAAAAAAACUCCACAUCUUUAUAUGUUCAAUCUGUUAAAGAUAUGAGCAACAUAUUUUUGAAUAGAUUACUCUCGCCUAUUAAACAAAUCGACUUUUUAUAUAAAUGUACUAGCGAUUAUUUAUUGGAGAAAAAGUCAUUGGACAUUCUUCACACAACAACUGAAAACGUAAUCCACAAGCGAAAGGCAUUAAUAGAUAAACAACCUUUAAAUGAAAAAAAAGUCGCAUUUCUAGAUAUGCUAUUUAACAAAGGACUUAGCUUCGAUGAUAUUAAAAACGAAGUGGACACUUUCAUGUUUGAGGGACAUGACACCACAGGUGUGGCACUUUCUUUCAUUGUAUAUUGCCUUUCAAUAAAUCCUGAUAUUCAAAAUAAAGUUUUCGCAGAACAACAGCAGAUAUACGAAAACGAUCCGAAUAUAACUUUGACAUAUAACAUAUUACAAAGUAUGAACUAUUUGGAGAAAGUAAUUAAAGAAUCUAUGAGACUAUAUCCAUCAGUUCCGUUGUUCGCAAGGAAAGUUACCAGAGAUUUUCAUUUUAAUGAUUUUGUAAUGAAAGAAGGCACUACUGCUAGUAUAUUUGUCUUCGGGUUGCAUCGAAAUCCUAAACUCUUCCCGGAUCCUGAAAAGUUUGAUCCCGAACGUUUUAGCCCCGAAAAUUGCAGGAUGCGAUCUCCAUACGCGUAUAUACCAUUUAGUGCAGGAUCACGCAACUGUAUCGGACAGAAAUUUGCUAUGUUGGAGAUGAAAAUGACCAUUUCCAGAUUGAUCUGGAAUUAUAAAAUUUUACCUUGCCCAGGUUUUAAACCUGAUUUAAUACCUGCAGCCGUUCUGAAAUCAUUAAAUGGCGUCCGCGUGAAACUGGUCAAUAGACAAUAGAUUAUUAGUUGUUACAAAAAAUAUAUA
Molecule: messenger RNA, 3589 nt
Organism: Nicrophorus vespilloides
Lineage: Eukaryota; Metazoa; Arthropoda; Insecta; Coleoptera; Silphidae
Exons: 19
Coding region: 80-3562 (1160 amino acids)
Molecular function (GO): oxidoreductase activity, acting on paired donors, with incorporation or reduction of molecular oxygen; heme binding; iron ion binding
Source: RefSeq, a predicted model, not a curated record